Spathaspora passalidarum NRRL Y-27907 is the source of this 2187-nucleotide messenger RNA. It is a transcript of the gene RLI1, whose product is annotated as Fe-S cluster-binding ribosome biosynthesis protein. Lineage: Eukaryota; Fungi; Ascomycota; Pichiomycetes; Serinales; Debaryomycetaceae. Gene Ontology annotation, biological process: translational termination; translational initiation; ribosomal subunit export from nucleus. Gene Ontology annotation, molecular function: ATP binding; ATP hydrolysis activity; iron ion binding. The record is from RefSeq and is a predicted model, not a curated record. The coding region runs from base 780 to 1910 and encodes 376 amino acids. The transcript has a single exon.
AGCCUACACUUAAACAAUAAUCGCUACUUAAGAGACAUAUCAAGAUGAGUGCUCGAGCAAAGAAUAACACAAAGGGUGAAACCAGUUCCAAGAACGAAAGAAUUGCUAUUGUUUCCACUGACAGAUGUAAGCCAAAAAAGUGUAAGCAAGAAUGUAGAAAGAGUUGUCCCGUAGUCAAGACCGGGAAGUUGUGUAUUGAAGUCACUCCAGCAUCCAAGAUCGCUUUCAUUUCCGAAACUUUGUGUAUUGGUUGUGGUAUCUGUGUUAAGAAAUGUCCAUUUGACGCCAUCACUAUUAUCAACUUGCCAACUAACUUGGAAGGUGAAACUACCCAUAGAUACUCGGCCAACUCAUUCAAAUUGCAUAGAUUACCUACCCCAAGACCAGGUCAAGUUUUAGGUUUAGUUGGUACUAACGGUAUUGGUAAGUCCACCGCUUUAAAGAUUUUGGCUGGUAAGCAAAAACCAAACUUGGGUAAAUAUGACGAUCCACCUGAUUGGGAAGAUAUCUUGAGACACUUCAGAGGUUCUGAAUUGCAAAACUACUUCACUAAAGUGUUGGAAGAUGAUAUCAAGGCUAUUAUUAAACCACAAUAUGUGGAUAACAUUCCUCGUGCUUUAGCUAAGGCUGCUGUUAAGGACGUUGGUUCUAUCUUGAAGGCCAAGAAUGAAAAGCCAAAGGAUUUCGAUUAUAUUGUCAGAGUAUUGGAAUUGGGAGGUGUGCUUAACCGUGAAGUCGCCAACUUGUCUGGUGGGGAAUUACAAAGAUUUGCUCUUGGUAUGACCUGUGUGCAAAAGGCCAAUGUUUAUAUGUUUGAUGAACCAUCUUCUUAUUUGGAUGUCAAGCAAAGAUUGAGAGCUGCCGAAAUCAUUAGAUCCUUGUUGGAUCCAACCACCUAUGUCAUUUGUGUCGAGCACGAUUUGUCCGUGUUGGAUUACUUGUCCGAUUUCGUUUGUAUUUUGUAUGGUGCACCAUCCGUUUACGGUGUGGUUACUAUGCCUUCAUCUGUCAGAGAAGGUAUAAAUAUCUUUUUGGAUGGUCACAUUCCAACUGAAAACAUGAGAUUCAGAACUGAAUCCUUACAAUUCAGAUUGGCUGAUGCUGCUGAUGCCAACUUGGUCUUGGACAAGUCCAACUCCAUGCAAUACCCAGCCAUGCACAAGACUCAAGGUGAUUUCAAAUUGAGUGUCGAAGCCGGUAACUUCACCAACUCGGAAAUUUUGGUUAUGAUGGGUGAAAACGGUACUGGUAAGACCACCUUCUGUAAGUUGCUAGCUGGUGCUCUUGCUCCAGAUGGCGGUGAUGAAGAAAUUCCUAAGUUGAAUGUUUCUAUGAAGCCACAAAAGAUUGCUCCUAAGUUUGCCGGUACUGUUCGUCAAUUGUUCUUUAAGAAGAUUAGAGCUUCAUUCUUGCAUCCACAAUUCCAAACUGAUGUUGUUAAGCCAUUGAAGAUUGACGACAUUAUUGAUCAAGAAGUGCAAACAUUGUCUGGGGGUGAAUUGCAAAGAGUUGCUAUCGUUUUGUCGUUGGGUAUCCAAGCUGAUAUUUACUUGAUUGAUGAGCCUUCUGCUUACUUGGAUUCCGAACAACGUAUUAUCUGUUCCAAGGUUAUCAGAAGAUUUAUUUUACAUGCUAAAAAGACAGCCUUUAUUGUCGAGCACGAUUUCAUCAUGGCUACCUACUUAGCCGACAGAGUUAUUGUAUUUGAAGGUAAGCCAUCCAAGGAUGCUAUUGCCAAGGCUCCAGAAUCGUUAUUGACUGGUUGUAACCGUUUCUUGAAGAAUUUGAAUGUCACUUUUAGAAGAGAUCCAAACUCGUUCAGACCAAGAAUUAACAAGUUGGAUUCCCAAAUGGAUAAAGAGCAAAAGUUAUCAGGAAACUACUUCUUCUUGGAAAAUACCGAAUUAUAGAUUAUCCCCCCCCUCAUACUUCAUUUCAUGUUCUGGUGCAUUUGCAAUUGCGGAUGUUUCUGGGUUGUACAUUAAUUUAGCAUUACUUGCAGUUUACGGAUUAUAUAGAUUGAGGUUGAUUACAGUUUAGAGGAAAACACUAAUAGGUUGACUGGUUGAACUACUCCGAGUAUUCCAUUUCUUAUAGGAUAAUCGUUCAACGCAGCUACUCCACAACUUUAAAUUCAUACUAUAUAUAUAGUUAAUAUACCAUUAAAUAUUAUUAUGUUCAUCUGUG